AUGUGGGCACCAGACGAAUUCCCGUGCGCCUUGCCCGAGAUUGGCUUGCCAGAGGAGGUGUCUUUGUCGUCAGCGGCAGAGUGGCUGUCUCUCGAGCUAGGAAAGUUAUCAGAGGCCUCUUUUACCAAGGAUGCUAUCUGGAGAGACUCCUUUGCAUUGACAGGUACCCUCCGCACUUUUUACACCUCAAAAUCAGCUAUAGCGGCUUGGAGAGAUACAGCUGGCGUCCUUGGGGCAAAUUCCUUCGAAGCAAACUCUACGACCGCAAAAGUCACCCGCCUUGGCAAAAAUACCGCAUGGGUAGAUGUUCAUUUUACUUUUGAGACAGAAAAGUCUCCAUCUUUGUCUUGCAGCGGAUAUGCAUCUUUGAUUUAUACAAAGGAAGGGGAGUGGAAAAUCUGGGUGCUGCGGACAACCCUCGAACAACUGAAAGGCCAUGGUAAUGUUGACUUGUUGGAGGAGACGCGGGUGAAUGAAUCCCCAAAGAAUCAUCCAACUUCCUCGAAUGGUUUCUUGCAUUUUGACUGUGUGGUUGUUGGCGGUGGACAAGCAGGGCUAAGCUGCGGUGGGCGAUUGAAGGCUUUGUCGGUAUCCUACGUUGUUCUGGACAAGAAUGAUCAGGUGGGCGACAGCUGGAAGACAAGAUAUGAUUCUGUGAAGCCUCAUUUGCCAUUUUACCGGACAUUCCCGGGGACCUAUCGCGAAUUCUUGACGAAAGAUGACUUGGCUCAAGGUUACAAAGAGUGGGUGGAUAGGCUUGGAAUACGUUUCAGACUGUCUGGCAAAAGUCUACGCUUAUUUCAGGUGCAUGGAAUGAAACCGAAGAGAUCUGGGAAUUGA
This is a messenger RNA of Penicillium vulpinum, 840 nucleotides long. RefSeq lists its product as uncharacterized. NCBI's taxonomy places the organism in Eukaryota, Fungi, Ascomycota, Eurotiomycetes, Eurotiales, Aspergillaceae. The coding region runs from base 1 to 840 and encodes 279 amino acids. The record is from RefSeq and is a predicted model, not a curated record. The transcript is spliced from 3 exons. Gene Ontology annotation, molecular function: flavin adenine dinucleotide binding; monooxygenase activity.